Molecule: messenger RNA, 846 nt
Organism: Bufo gargarizans (Asiatic toad)
Lineage: Eukaryota; Metazoa; Chordata; Amphibia; Anura; Bufonidae
Gene: TMEM50A
Product: transmembrane protein 50A
Exons: 7
Coding region: 147-620 (157 amino acids)
Biological process (GO): late endosome to vacuole transport via multivesicular body sorting pathway; protein targeting to vacuole
Source: RefSeq, a predicted model, not a curated record
CGCCGCUCCUGCGUCACUGUAUCCGUGCAGCUUGUUUAUCCUCCGCCGGGAUCGGGCAGGUCUGUUGUCUACCUAGUUCUGUGUGUAUUACAUAGAUAUAGUCGGGGUUACACAGCGGCGGGGCGGGGGCGCCGAGACUUUUGAAAAUGUCUGGCAUUUUUGAAUCUUUACGCUGUUCAGAGUGCGUAGACUGGGGUGAAAAGAGGAACGCUAUUGCAUCAGUUGCAGCUGGAGUUCUUUUUUUCACAGGUUGGUGGAUCAUCAUUGAUGCUGCAGUUAAAUAUCCUUCUGAAACAGACCUGAAUCACUCAUACCAUGCCUGCGGGGUUAUAGCUACUGUAGCUUUUUUAAUGAUAAAUGCAGUGUCCAAUGGCCAGGUUCGUGGUGACAGCUAUAGCGAGGGAUGUACGGGACAAACAGGUGCUCGAAUUUGGCUUUUCCUAGGUUUUAUGUUGGCCUUUGGCUCUCUGAUUGCUUCCAUGUGGAUAUUGUUCGGCGGUUAUGUGGCCCAAAAUGCUGCUGUGGUGUAUCCCGGGAUUGCUGUGUUUUUUCAAAAUGCUUUUAUAUUUUUCGGGGGGCUGGUUUUCAAGUUUGGUCGGACUGAAGAUUUAUGGCAAUAAAGAACACCCACACAUUACAUCGCUUUGCACAUUCCCAUAUGACUUUUUUCAGACCCCAACCUCUUUGCUACUAUGAAUGUUGGACGAAUACUUGUAUUGUAAGCUGUUAUUAACUUUAUACAAGUCCUUGCACUUUUAGUUUUAACACAAAUACUCUGUGGUUUCUAUGUAUGGAUUUUGUAAGAAUAAAUAAAGUGUUUAAUAAAAGCCAGUACUGGUGUUUAAA